This is a messenger RNA of Puntigrus tetrazona (Sumatra barb), 1274 nucleotides long. RefSeq names its product meteorin-like protein. Gene Ontology annotation, molecular function: hormone activity. The record is from RefSeq and is a predicted model, not a curated record. The transcript has 4 exons. Bases 64 to 894 code for a protein of 276 amino acids. Gene Ontology annotation, biological process: positive regulation of brown fat cell differentiation; energy homeostasis. NCBI's taxonomy places the organism in Eukaryota, Metazoa, Chordata, Actinopteri, Cypriniformes, Cyprinidae.
AUGUAGAGCUGAGGUGGGCUGAGGUUUCAUACAGACUGGAAGAGAUUGUCGGGGUGUUUGAGGAUGUUUUUACUCGUUCUGUUAUCAGCUCUGCUCCUGUGUGGAUGCGCACAGUAUUCCAGCGACCAGUGCAACUGGAGAGGAAGCGGGCUCACACACGAGGCUCACUCUCGGGACGUGGAGCAGGUGUACCUGCGCUGCGCCGAAGGCUCUCUGGAGUGGCUCUAUCCCACAGGAGCCGUGAUCGUGAACCUGAGGCCCAACCUGCUGCCGGCGGAGGCUGCCCUGAGCGCCUGCGUCAAGCCGCGGCCGGACUCUCGCGGGGCCAGGCUGUACGUGGAGCGGGCCGGAGCGCUGCGGCUGCUGCUGACCGAGCAGGACCUGGCGGCCGGACGCGUGCGCUGCUUCGCUCUGCGGGAGGGGGCGCUGUUCAUGGAGGCGUCCGCCCGCCGGGACAUCGGCCGGAGAAUCACCGCCUUCCAGUACCAGCUCAUCUCCACACACACAGCCGCAUGCAGACCCUGCGCUGACGACGAGCUGCUGAUGGCCAUCUGCACCAGCGACUUCGCGGCGCGCGGCAGCAUUCAUCGUGUGGAGGAGGAGGAGGAGGAGGAGGAUGAAGAGCAGGCGUCGGCGGUGCUGUCGCUGAGUCACGUGUACCGGCAGAAGAGCCGCGUGUUCGUGUCCGGCGGGGGCCGCGGGCGGUGGACGGGGCGGGUGAAGGUCCCCCGGCGCUGCGGGCCCCGAGCGGGACAGGGGGACUUCCUCUUCACGGGGGCCGUGAGGUUCGGCGAGGCCUGGCUGGGAUGCGCUCCUCUUUAUAAAGACUUCAUCAGGGUGUACCGCACGGCUCUGGACGAGGGAACCAACCCCUGCCGCGUGGACACGGACUGAGAGACCACACGCUUCAUCCCCAAAUCACAAGACAUGACACGUUUCAUCGAGGAUACUUCAAAGAAAUGCUAAUGAUUUCAUAACCGGGUUCGAUUAAGUACAUCGCCCCUCCAAAAUUCUCAUUACGGCAUUUUCUAAAUUCUCAUUAUCAUUAUUUAUAAUUCAGAGUUUCUGUAGAUUUAUUACUGGAAAAUGUUUUUACUAUUAAUCAGCGUAAAUUAUAUUUCAAUUCAGUACUGUAAAUGCUGCCGUUAUGUAUACAAAUGUAAUUAUUUCAAUGUUUAAUUUACAUAAACAUUAGUGAAAUAAUAAUAAUUAUUAUUAUUAUAAAUAUUUUUGUUAUUUUUAUAAAUAUAUUCAUGUUGAUUUAAAUUAAAUUA